This is a messenger RNA of Triticum turgidum subsp. durum (durum wheat), 1539 nucleotides long. NCBI's taxonomy places the organism in Eukaryota, Viridiplantae, Streptophyta, Magnoliopsida, Poales, Poaceae. The record is from the annotation of a GenBank genome assembly.
AUGGUCUCCUUCUGGAGUUUCCUUCUGUCCUACCCUGAAGUUUUCCUAGCCAUUGCUUGCUUCUUCUGCCUCUCCCUCUUCCGCCUUGUCCGACACUGCCACAAGAGUGACCUCCCGGUGAACUGGCCUGUUAUUGGGAUGCUUCCCUUCCUUGUGAGAAAUCUGUACCAAAUUCAUGACAGUGUCACCGAUAUGCUCCGCGAGGCGGGAUGCACCUUCAGGAUCAUUGGCCCGUGGUUCCUCAACAUGAGCUUCCUGGCGACCUGCGACCCAGCCACUGUCAACCACUGCUUCAACACCAACUUCAACAACUACCCAAAAGGCAGUGAGUUCGCCGAGAUGUUUGACAUCCUAGGUGAUGGGCUCCUUGUGGCGGACUCUGCGUCCUGGGAGUACCAGCGCCGUGUGGCGAUGCAAGUCUUUGCUAGCCGUGCCUUCCGGUCCUUCUCCAUGUCCACCAUCACGAGGAAGGCCGGCACAGUCUUGUUACCCUUCCUUGACCACAUGGCUAAGCAUGGCUCACAGGUUGAGCUGGAGGGUAUCUUCAUGAGGUUCUCACUUGAUGUCUCGUACUCCACUGUGUUUGCAACUGACCUUGACUGCUUGUCUGUGUCUCACCCGAUCCCUGCGUUUGGCCAAGCCACAAAGGAAGUGGAGGAGGGAAUGCUGUUCAGGCAUGUCGUUCCACCAAGUUUGUGGAAGCUCUUGAGAAUGCUCAAAGUCGGCAGCGAGAAGAAGAUGGCGGAUGCAAGGGUGGUGAUCGACAAAUUCAUCUAUGAGGAAAUUGCGAAGUGGAAGGCACAAGCAAACAAGGAAUGCCAGGGAGACGUGCUGUCCAUGUACAUGAACUGGCCCAUGGAUCCCAGCAUGAGUGAGCAGCAGAAGACCCUGUUCCUGCGCGACACAGUGGUGGGGUUCAUCUUUGCUGGGAAGGACCUCAUUGCCGUUACACUCACGUGGUUCUUCUACAUGAUGUGCAAGCACCCGCAUGUUGAGGCGAAGAUCCUCGAGGAGAUCAAGGCCCUGCAGAGCACUACAUGGCCAGGGAACCUCUCUGUCUUCGAGUGUGACAAUCUCCGGCCUGCUACUUACCUGCAAGCUGCACUCCUCGAGACACUCAGGCUCUUCCCGGCGACCCCAUUCGAGGAGAAGGAGGCCCUCAACGACGAUGUCCUCCCAGAUGGUACCAUGGUGAGCAAGGGCACAAGGAUCGUGUUCUCGCUCUACGCCAUGGGGAGGAUCAAAGGGAUAUGGGGCAAGGAUUGCAUGGAAUUCAGACCAGAGCGGUGGAUCUCGAAGAGCGGGCGCCUUCGACACGAGCCAAGCUACAAGUUCCUGUCCUUCAAUUCCGGGCCCAGGAGCUGCCUUGGGAAGGACCUUGGUCUCAGCAACAUGAAGAUGGCAGCUGCUUCCAUCAUAUACAACUUCAAGGUCGAGCUGGUGGAAGGCCAUGCCGUGAUGCCCGAGAGCGCUGUGAUACUGCACACACGGAACGGGAUGAUGGUUAGGCUCAAGAGAAGGGAGCUGACAGCUGCUUGA